AUGGAGGAGGUGUAUAUUGAUGAUCCACACCAGGUGGUCUCUGUGGACAUUGGUCAAAGUGAUGAUUCCGCAAAGUCCGGACGUUUGUCAGAAGACUUUGGAGCAGAGGAGGAGUCCCCUGUCUCUGUAGAGCAGAUAUUCCAGAAUAUGAGACAGAGAGAAAUGGAGAUACUUUUGAGAUCAUGGUUUCCGGAAAUUAACGGACAGGCUGAGAUGGCAGUAGACAAAUCCGAACAAAAUGGCGAAGGAAAGGAGAAAAAAGAAAAGGAAGAUAUAAUGAUAUUGGACGAGGAAAAUAAACAAAAUUCAGCUGCCGCUCUCAGCUCUGAAUUAAACCUUCCUGGAGACGACAAGACACAAAGCCAGUCGGUUCUUCAAGUGGAAGAAAAGUUGAAGAAUAUCGGACAAAAAGAUAUUCUAACAUCAAGCAAACAAUUGUUGGAAAAUAAUGAUAACCCUCCUAUCUCUCCUAAGGAACUGAACCAGAAAAUCAGACAGAGAGAAAUGGAGACGUCAGUUAAUGGAGGAAUACCGAGGGUCGGCUUUCCGGGGGCAGGUUCCAGCGCCACCCUUCUAAUGUCUGGGAGUGAGACACAGAGUGAACCGGACAAAAUGACCGUGGAGGAGUUCUUCCAGUCCAUACGACAGCACGAUGUCAACAUCUUAGUGAGGUCGGGGUAUCCAGGUGCCAGCUAUCACCAACUGGACAGCGAAGACUCCGCUUACGAGAUCGUGCAUGAGGAACUGAAGAAUAAUGAACACUCCAUAAGAGAAGAAAAUGCACAUAUACAAGAUUGGAUCAAAGAGGGAAUAACCCAAGAAGAGAGCGUGGAGUCGUUCACAGGAGUCAUGCUGUGUCUUCCUUGCUGUUACGCAAAGCGGCCCAAACCAUUGUAUGUUAAGAACAAAGAAGAAGAGAAGAAAGAAAAGAGACCCGGUUUGUUGAAAAGAUUUCGACAAUUUGUGUCCAGAAUUGUUCGGAGAAGGCUGGAAUAGAACUGCUGCUGCUGAGAUAAAGAUGAUUUUAAAAUAUUGUGAAUAUGAUCAUGAAAAUGAAAUUUAUAUUUUAUUUUGUUUAAAAAAAAAACCCCCACUGUGAGUGAUAAUAAUGUGCAAUUCUGAUUGAUAGGUCUUUCAAAUUCUGUUACAAUAUUGUUUGAUACAUUUUAAAGAUUUAUAUUUUACUGAUGUGCUUCAUCAAUGAAAAUAUUGAAAUGUA
Messenger RNA from Magallana angulata, 1219 nucleotides. RefSeq lists its product as uncharacterized. Bases 1 to 996 code for a protein of 331 amino acids. The record is from RefSeq and is a predicted model, not a curated record. The transcript is spliced from 12 exons. Lineage: Eukaryota; Metazoa; Mollusca; Bivalvia; Ostreida; Ostreidae.